AUGUCAAUCCGAUAUACUCCAGACGAGUUGCACUUCCUGAGGGACUCGCCCUUAGUGGUGAAGCCUCCAGGACUGCCACCCGUGGAACAAUGGAUGGGAGCUCCAGCAGAUGCUACUGCCCGUAAUGCGGCCAAGCCACAGACUGACAGGUCAAGGAAUUAUGAUUCUGACUUUACUCUAGAUCAACCACACAAACGGCCGGCCCCCGAACGACAUGUUUCUCGCAAUAGUGCCAAUCCUGAGGACAUCAUCCUCGGUCCCCCCAAGACCGCGUUCAUGUCGGCAACCUCCCUUCGCAAUGCUGGAAAGGCAUUCGACUCGGGCGAGCGAACACCCGGCCGAGAGCUUGACACACGCGAUCGCUUUAGUUUCCGCAGCAAUCGAAUAGCAGAAGGAGAGAACGAUCGCCCGCGAGACGGGCGUAACAACAAUCUACGAGUCAAACGAAACGAGGGUGAUCAAGAUAGUGAUGGCUGGAGUACAGUCAAACCACGAAAGAGCUUUGGUAAUGAGGGCGCCGAGAGAUUUAAUGGGAGGAUGGGUUUAUCAGACAACCGGCCAAAGGAGGACCGACGAUUCAAGGACAGAGAAGAUAGAGAUGUGAAAGACAGACCAGCACGUGGCUUCGAUAAUUAUUCGCGCGAGAAGGAGAACGAAGACCAAGAUCGCGACAGCCGACGCAAUGGCACUGGCAGAGGACGCAAUGAACCUUCAUGGUUUAAAGAUAAUAAUGAUGGCCCGCCAACACCAAACAAUCGUAAUAGUAAUGGCGAUCGCUUUAUGGAUCGCAGCCGAGGCUGGAGAGAGAAGGAACGAGAAGAUAGAGAUGAUCGGGUAGUCGAUAAAUACGACCGAGGUGAUCGACGGGAGCGUGGUGAUAGAGGCGACCGCGGCGACCGUCGAUGGGACAGAGACAGAGACCAACGCCAAGAGCGUGAGCCCGAAUGGUUAGCUGAGCCUGAAGAGGAGAAACAACAGGCGCAUACUCAAGAAGACUUUCAGAAAUGGAAAGAUCAGAUGGCUGGCAAGGAUAAAGCCGCCAAAACGCCUGCAGCGGAGACCCCUUUGAGUGCAGAAGCUGGUGGUGGGUUUUUUGGAUUUGACAAGCCUCAAAAGGUGGAAACCCCACUUGCUAUGGACACAGGACCUGAUAAGUUCUUUGGGAAAUGGGCAUCACCAAAUCAAGAUGGAAACACCGAUUCUGGUAUCGAAUCUAGAAAGGAGGGAAUGGCGAAAGCGAAUACUACUGGGAAGGCAUCCCGUUUCACGUCUUUCUUUACCCCACAGGAGGAAACACAGCGACGCCAGACUGAGCCUCAACCACCGCCUCCUAUGCCCAUGCCACCUCAAGGUGGAGUUGAGGCAUUGUUUCAGAAUGCUCCUAUAUCACAGGCGGAGAAGGCUAAAGAGACGUUGGCAUUCCAGCAGCUACUCUCUAAACUUCAACGAACGACAGUCAAUGGACCGACAGGUUCGACUCCUCCAAUCAGCUUAGCUCAGCAACCAAAGCCGCCUGCUGUCGAGAAGCAACAGCCCAUUUCACACAGUAUUCCUGUUACACAUGGAACGCCGGAGCCAUUCCAGCAAUAUCGUCAUGAUGAAGGACGGCAGCCGGCACGGAACUCUCAACAAGCCCUACAAGACCUACUGGCUCAGCGACAGGCUACGAACAGUCAGCCUACAUCUAGGCCAGACCAAAUGCUACAAGAACUAGUUGGCCAACGCCAAAAUGCUUUGAGUCAAUCAUCAGUACGACAGGACCAGCAGCCAAGCCGAAACAAUAAUACUGAGUUCCUUAUGGGCUUGAUGCAGAGUGCAAAGGCAGCGCCUGACCCACAGAGAACCGAACAACUUCUUCUGAGAAUGCCACCAGGUCAAAAAUCAUCUGCCGAUCGAGACCGUCACAUCCAGCAGCAACUGAUGGAGCAGGAACUUCAACGAGAAGCAGCGCAUAGAGAAGCCGCCCAACGUGAACGUGCUUCCGCGCAACGUCAAGCUCGUCCACCACCAGGAUUCUACGACGAUGCCUCCUUCCAACGCGGUCCACCACCCCAACACGAGCGCCAACCAAACAACCUCCAACCCACCCAAAUCCUCCAACGCCCACCCCCACCAGGCCUCGACCUCGGCUGGGAGCGUCCAGCCCAACUCCAACCUCAACACCGCGUCGCCCAGAACAUCCCUCCCCCACCAGGCCUCCAAAACGGUCCAAAUCGCGCCAUGCCCAUGCCCCAACAGAUGUUCCCACCUGGCUUCCCCAUGGCCAAUUUCCCACCUGAGAUGCCUGGUCCACCGCGGAAUAUCCAGAUGCAACCACCGCCUGGAUUCUUCAACGCCCCGCCGCCGGGCUUCAUGCCGCCUGGUAUGAGCGGUUUCCAGGGUCCGGAGGGAAUGGCGUUCGGUCCGCCUUUUGAUGGCAGGGGCCCGCCGCCGGGAGGGUAUAGGAGACAGUAG
Messenger RNA from Glarea lozoyensis ATCC 20868, 2454 nucleotides. RefSeq lists its product as uncharacterized. NCBI's taxonomy places the organism in Eukaryota, Fungi, Ascomycota, Leotiomycetes, Helotiales, Helotiaceae. The coding region runs from base 1 to 2454 and encodes 817 amino acids. The record is from RefSeq and is a predicted model, not a curated record. The transcript has 3 exons.